AUGUCUGAGAACAAGGUGUGCCAGGUUCAAAUGCCUCAGCUACAAUCUUCGACAUCGAGUGACACCGUGCUGAAGCACCGUCGAAGUUUGGAAGACCUACUUCGUGCCCAAAAAAUGGAUGUGAGUGCAAUGAUGCUGCUGCGCUUUGACAAGCCUGACUCCAACCGAAAUGACAACCGCAAGCCGGCCCAGCCAUGUCUAGCAGCCCUCAGUACCAACUACAAGAGCCACAGUUUCGCGGAGUGUGAGGCCCUGACAUCUUGCACCAUCGGCCCAGUGCCACUCAUCAAGACCUCCCAGAUGUUGGGCUAUGAUGCUGAGACUGGAAGCAUGAGUGCGGGAUUGAGAACAGAACAGAAAGGAGUCCCAUGUCAUAUCGAGAUCUUGAAGGCCUACCCAAAUGGCCUACAGCUGAGCAAUUCCGAUGCCUUUGUGAUUGUGAAUGUCAUUCCAAACAGGAAGGACUUCUUUGCAAAGAUUCAUGAGUCGAUUUCGUCUACCCUCUAUGAGUACUGGGACAACUCUGAGAUCUCCGGCCCCAAGCAAAGGCCACGGGAGUCGAACACAUCAGCUCCCUUGGGCUUCAAGCUCCUGGCUGUGAACAGCCAUGGUCAAGUGGUGUGGCUUGCCACACCCCCCGGCAAGAACACCCGACCGACCGUGGUAAUCACGAAGGACUGGAGCAUCUUCAUUGGAAAUGAACGUGCCGAGGACAUGACAGUGGACCCCUUUCCAUUGUUUGGCUUUGGUCUUGGAGAUUUUGAAGAAAUGGUUUGCGAAGGUGAUGGUGCCCAAGACAUCAUCAACAAGUUCAUUCCAUGGAAGCUGGGCGAUGACAAGGACCUGGUGUGCUUGGAUUCCAAGCUCCAACCGUUAUGUGGGGUGCUUCACGGCAUGUUCUCAGAACAUGGCUUGGUUGAUGUGCAGAUCUUGGACCAUUCUCAGACUGCAAAGAUGUGGCUGCUGAAGGGCAAGAGCCAGAGUCCAGCUGAUGAGGACUUCCUUGAGUCCAGGUUCUUGGGGGAACCUGAUUUUUCCAGCUUCCUGCUUCCUGAGCCUGAAGCUACACAGGCUGAAAAGCCCUCUGAGGAGCCGAAAGGGAAGGAUAAGGUUGUUCCCAAGCCUAAACGUAGCCCCAAGACAGUUUCAACAACAGCAGCUAGCUCCGCCUCAGCAGCUCCUCGUCGUGGCCGGCCGCCCAAAGCGACCUCAGGUGGUCGCAAGCGGGCAGCAGCUAAGAAGGCUGCGACGGCUAAGGGGAAAGCCAAGGCGAAAGCCAAGGGGAAAACCAUCAAAAAACCAGCUACGAGUGAGACUACGGAAGUUGAAGAUGGUGAUGGUCCUAUCCCCAAGACGUCAAAGAGACCUACUGCGAUGAAACGGCUUGCUGCAGGCAACCGUCGAAAGAGCAUGCAAGCCUUUUCGAACCCAUACUACUACGGGCGUGCCAACACAUGGGCAAUCAAACAUAAUGGCAAAGAAGUUGUCCGAGACGCGGCGCAUGAAUCUUUGUUGAAGGGUGAGACCAUUGAAGACACCAAGGCCAUGUGUGCUACGAUGAUGAGCAAGUUGACCCGCAACAGUGGACGUGACAAUGGCAAAUCUGAGACACCAGCAGACAAUGGCACAGCUGAUAGCACUCCAAAGACUCCAAAGCAUGCAAAGCAUGUGACAGAUGAUGCGAUGGACAAUGAUGAGACUGGCAAUGACUGUCCUCAUGGUGGUUCCGAAGAGGACCGUGAGGAAGAAGCAAUGGAAGAUGAUGAGAUCGAGGAUGUUGACUGA
Cladocopium goreaui is the source of this 1785-nucleotide messenger RNA. Lineage: Eukaryota; Dinophyceae; Suessiales; Symbiodiniaceae. The record is from the annotation of a GenBank genome assembly.